CACCGAUUCUUUUUUCGCGCCCUAUUCUGUGAAAUCUUCCCUUCAGCCACUCUCUUUAAUACCCCUCAUCGUUUACGUUAAUAUGCCCCGAGAUCCUCUUGUUGGUUUAGUCGGAAAACCCUCCUCUGGGAAAUCUACAACUUUAAAUAGUCUUACAGACGCCAGUUCAAAAGUUGGAAACUUUCCUUUCACCACAAUCGACCCUCAGCGCGCCAUUGGCUACCUACAAAUUCCUUGCGCAUGCGCUCGUUUCAAUGUGUCAGGCAGAUGUAAACCAAAUUAUGGUGCUUGCUUAGAUGGACUGCGUUCGGUACCAAUUGAACUUUUAGAUGUCGCAGGGCUUGUCCCUGGCGCGCAUGAAGGCAGGGGCCUGGGAAACAAGUUCUUAGACGAUCUCAGACAUGCAGAUGCCCUCAUUCACGUCGUGGACGUGAGUGGAACGACAGAUGCUGAAGGGAAGGCUACCCGUGGAUAUGAUCCCUCGCAGGAUGUUGCUUGGUUACGAUCUGAGAUUGUGCGGUGGAUUCAAGGCAAUUUGAUGCAAAAAUGGGGUUCAAUAAAACGGCGACAUGUCGCCAUUAAGGCAAACGCUGUAGAGACGCUACAAGGCCAGUUUUCUGGUUAUGGCAGUACUUCACAGACUAUUGCCCGCGUUUUGGACAAGCUUGGCUUGAAGGAGCCGCUAGAGCAUUGGUCCGAUGAAACUAUAGAGCAAGUUGUGAAUACGUUCACAGAUGAAAAAUUCCCGACAGUCCUCGCAUUGAACAAGAUUGACCAUCCAGAUGCAGACAAGAACGUCAGCAAAAUCGCGAAGAUGCAAGAUCCAAAAUCAAUAGUUUUAUGCUCUGCUAUCUCCGAGGUCUUUUUGCGCAGACUUGCGAAGCAGAAUUUUGUGAAAUAUACCGAAGGUAGCGAAUUUGUUGACACUAGAGAAGAUCUAAUCGAGAUGGGUGACCCUACUGGGGGUGGGCUGAAAGAAAUGGAUGAAAAAUUAAAACAACGAAUCGAAAAUCUCAAGGAUAUGGUGCUGUAUCGCUUUGGGUCCACGGGUGUUGUGCAAGUGCUCUCGCGAGCAUCAGAAUUACUUGGAUUGGUCCCCGUUUUCCCCGUGAGAAACGUGCAUACAUUUGCUUCAGGAACGGCAGGCUCAAAUGCCGUUUUCCGGGAUUGUGUUCUAGUCAAAAAAAACUCCACCGUCAAAGAUGUGGCGCGAAAAGUUAUGGGCGAUGCACCCAUUGCUUACACCGAAGGAUCAGGAGGCACAAGGGUCGGAGAAGAUGAUAUUGUCGCGGUCGGAAAAAAUGAUAUAUUGUCUUUUAAAGUCGGAAAAGUUUGAGCUCUUAAACAGACCCCUAAAGAUUAUGCGUUUCUUUGAGAUAGACCAUACUAUACAGCAUAAACUGCAUCUUGUCGGUAUUUGUACAAAUUUGAGAGAGUUUGUCCAUUUUCUUCUCAAUGUCUCUGUUCUUUGUUUGCAAGUUCUUGGACCCUAGCACGGCGAUCUUGAUCGGCUAAUGGCCUUUCUAUGGAAGCAUAAGCAUCAAAUAUAGAUGAGAUUUAAAUAGGACACGAAGUUGGACAUACGGUGCCUCUCUCAUCAUUCAUACCAAUCACAGGCUCUGGAGCUUUUGGAUGUUCCUCCUUGGCCCU
Messenger RNA from Xylona heveae TC161, 1650 nucleotides. RefSeq names its product GTP-binding protein. The transcript has 10 exons. The record is from RefSeq and is a predicted model, not a curated record. Lineage: Eukaryota; Fungi; Ascomycota; Xylonomycetes; Xylonales; Xylonaceae. Bases 83 to 1336 code for a protein of 417 amino acids. Gene Ontology annotation, molecular function: GTP binding; ATP hydrolysis activity. Gene Ontology annotation, cellular component: cytoplasm.